Fragaria vesca subsp. vesca is the source of this 2619-nucleotide messenger RNA. RefSeq names its product protein FAR1-RELATED SEQUENCE 5-like. The coding region runs from base 1 to 2619 and encodes 872 amino acids. The record is from RefSeq and is a predicted model, not a curated record. Lineage: Eukaryota; Viridiplantae; Streptophyta; Magnoliopsida; Rosales; Rosaceae. Gene Ontology annotation, molecular function: zinc ion binding. Gene Ontology annotation, biological process: regulation of DNA-templated transcription. The transcript has 4 exons.
AUGGAACGUGAAAUUCCUAUGAAUAUCGAACUCAAACAGCUUAUCAACACCGGUACAGGUAGUGGUGAUUGUCAAAUAUCUAGCACAUCAGAUUUUGAAAAUGGUACAGACUUGAAUGGUUUCAUAGAAGUUGAAAGCAAUGAAGAAGAGUCAGAAGAAGACACAAGACCUAGUGAAAAGGCUGAUUCAAUCCAUUCCAGAAUGUGUCAAGAACUGAUUCCCGUAGUUAGUAUGGAGUUUGCAACAGAAGAUGAUGCAUUGGCCUUUUACAAUCGUUAUGCAUAUAGAUUUGGUUUCGGUACUAGAUUAAGUAUAUCACAUACAUCUUCCAGUGGCUUACUGAGGGAUAGACUUUUUGUUUGCUCGGCUGAAGGUAAACGUGGAAAAGACAAGCGAAAUCUGUAUGUCAAAUCUCAUCGUGCUGAGACCAGAUUUGGUUGUAGAGCAAGGAUGAAAAUUAAGUAUGAUCUGAAGUCUGGAAAGUAUACUGUUGUGGAAUUUUUUGCUGAUCAUACUCAUGUGACUUCAACUCCUAGCAAGACCCAUCGUUUUAGGUCUCAUAGGAAAAUCUCUAUUGCUCAAAAUGUUCAAGCUGAUAUGGCUGAAGCUUCAGGACUCAAUCCGAAAGAAACUCUUGAGCUAUUGAGUCGACAAGCAGGUGGACGUGAGCAUUUGGGAUUUAUUCCAGAAGAUUAUAGGAAUUAUUUACGUUCAAAGCGAACAAGAGAAAUGAAGUGUGGGGAUACCGGUGGUGUUCUGGAAUAUCUACAAAGAAUGCAAUUGAAUAAUCCUAGUUUUACUUAUGCUAUACAAGUUGAUGCGAAUGAGUUGAUAACCAAUAUCUUCUGGGCUGAUGCAAAGAUGAAGGUAGACUAUGAUUACUUUGGUGAUGUAGUAUGUUUUGAUACCACCUACAGGAAAAACAAAGAAGGAAGGCCAUUUGCGAUGUUUGUUGGAGUGAAUAAUCAUAAGCAAACACUUAUAUUUGGUGCUGCAUUGUUAUAUGAUGAGACUGCUGAAACUUUCAUGUGGUUGUUUGAUACCUUUGCAAAUACAAUGUCUGGGAAGAAACCAAAGAGCAUAUUGACAGACCAAGAUGCUGCAAUGGCUAAAGCCUUAGCUUCCCAAUGGCCAGAAACACACCAUCGACUAUGCAUUUGGCACAUAUAUCAAAACGCAGCUAAGCAUCUUAAAAGUGUCUUUGAGAAGUUUAAUGAUUUUGCUGAAGACUUUAGCAGUAUCAUAUAUGAUUAUGAAGAUGUUGAAGACUUCUUAAUUGCUUGGAAGAAGAUGCUUGAAAAGUACAAUCUUCAAGAAAAUACAUGGUUAGGCCGGCUAUUUGAUUUGAAGGAGAAAUGGGCUUUAGUUUAUGGGCGAGAAACAUUCUGUGCAGAUAUUACCACUACCCAACGCAGCGAAAGCAUGAAUAAUGUUGUUAAAAAGUAUGUGAGUUACAAGUAUGAUUUGCUGCGAUUUUUUCGUCACUUUCAGAGAUUGGUUGAUGAUCGUCGUUAUAAUGAGUUAGUAGCUGAUUUCAAAGCAAGUCAGACCACCCCUGCAUUGUCAUUCCCAGUGAAAAUAUUAAGGAAGGCAACAAAGGUGUACACACCAGCAGUGUUUAAAUGGUUCCAAGUUGAGUUAUGUAAAGCUCAUGAUUGCACCUUGAGGUUAUUCAGUGAAAUUGGAACAAUGCACAUAUAUGAAGUUACCGCUCAUGGAAAGCGUUUCCACCAUAUUGUAACAUAUGACUCAGCCGAUAAUACUAUCUCAUGCAGCUGCAAGAAGUUUGAGUUUUCUGGAAUUUUGUGCUCACAUGCUUUGAAGGUUCUGUCGACAAAUAAUGUGAAGACCAUUCCUAGCCAAUACAUCUCAAAGAGAUGGACAAAGGAUAUUAGAGAUCAAAUGCCAAAGGUGUCAUGUCCAAAUGCGAAUGAAGAUGACUCAAAUGCAAAAAUAGCAAGUCGUUACAGAGAAUUGGCUCGAUUACAUACUGAACUUGCAACAGUUGCUGCUGAAUCUGAUGAAGCUUAUGAAAUUACUGUGGUGGCCCUUCACAAGACAUUAGUUGAUGUUAAGGCAUCUUUAAAGAAGAAGACCAGUCAAGAAGCACCAAAAGCUACCUCACCGAUCAACAAUAGUGCACUUGAGGUUAUUACUAAUGAUAUUGAUGAUCAUAGGGUGAGAGGAAUCAAGGUUAAAGAAAGAAUUGUUCGGAAGGAGGAUUCUAUAAGACCAAAGAAUGCUUUGGAAAAGCUCUUAGGAAGUAAAAGGCAUAGGAAAGAAGUAAAUACUUCACCCAGACACCAGAAGGAACCAGAAUUAAAUCAUACCAAUGAGAACUCCACAUGUGUUCCUACUACACUAGUUGAUUCCACAAGUGUUCAUGCUUCACAAAAUUUAGUGAAUGAACAGGAGGUCAAUGUUACAACGUCUGGUAUGGACAUAUGCAUUAAAGAUAGAGUUUUACCUCAACAAUUACAUUUUCUUCAGAAUCCUCAAUCUACCAUGCAUGCUACAAUGGAGCAGUACAUGAAGCAUAAUCAUGGAGCUCAAUAUUCAGAGGUGACAUUCUUUAGCUUUGGUGUUGUCAACUUGCUUUCUGAAGCUAACUAUGCAUAA